This is a messenger RNA of Lingula anatina, 2876 nucleotides long. Its product is annotated as betaine--homocysteine S-methyltransferase 1. The record is from RefSeq and is a predicted model, not a curated record. Lineage: Eukaryota; Metazoa; Brachiopoda; Lingulata; Lingulida; Lingulidae. Gene Ontology annotation, molecular function: zinc ion binding; betaine-homocysteine S-methyltransferase activity.
GAAUAAAGAUCAAGGACAUUUCUUUAUCAUUCUGUAAAUAAAACACCUUCGCUUUGCAACAAGUUCACAAAACUAGCUGUUCACUUAAAUAUGGAUAGCAUUAUGUAAUAGCCGAGCUACAUGUCUAGCUAAAGUGUAGGACUAAGGUACAAAGACUUAUCUACAGGUACUUAGUAUAUAGGUCAUCACUAGGUCUUACUGCAGAGGCUCAACAAUCUCCAAUUCUAGCGAUGCCUAUAGCUACAGUUUCUAGGUCUUUGUCUACAUUUGUUCAGAGAGGAAACUAUGGCAGAAUUUGCAGAAUUUCAAAGUUUGGCUUCUGCACUGUCCCCAAAAGGAAAGGCAUUUUAGAGAGGCUUGCUGAAGGUCCUGUCAUAGGAGAUGGCAGCUAUGUUAUAACAUUAGAAAAAAGAGGCUACUUGAAAAUGGGACCUUUCACACCAGAGGCAGCCAUUGAACACCCCGAUGCUGUUCGCCAGUUGCACAGAGAAUUUCAAAGAGCAGGAGCAGAUGUCCUUCAAGCCUUCACAUUCUACUCAACUGAUGGAAAACUCAAUAUAGUGGAAGGAAAAAAGGAUUAUGCAGCUGUGGAUCUUAACCAGUCUGCAUGUGAUAUUGUUUGGGAGGUGGCAAGGACAUCCCCAGAUACUCUAGUAUGUGGAGGAGUGUCUCCUACCCCAACCUACACACAGGGAAAAGGCAAGGAUGCAGUUAAAGAACAGUUUCAGACUCAAUGUGACAUCUUUAUCAAGAACAAAGUAGAUUUUCUACUGGGAGAGUUUUUUGGUCAUGUGGAGGAGGCAGAGUGGGCCAUUGAAGUGAUGAAGUCUUGUGGAAUGCCAGUUGCUUGUACACUAAGAAUAGGCCCCCGCGGAGACCUAGUGGGAGUCCCCCCUGGAGAAUGUGCCAUCAGAAUGGCAAAAAAGGGUUGCGAUAUAGUUGGUAUCAACUGUUCAUUUGACUACCACACAGAACUCAAGACAAUCAAGAUGAUGAAGGAUGCUUUAGCUGCAGAGGGCUUAUCACCCUAUCUUAUGACCCAGCCUCUUGGGUAUCAUGUGCCAGAGGUGGACAAUAACGUGAUUGGCUACUAUGAUCUCCCAGAAUAUCCAUAUGCAAUGGAACCUCGUUUGAUGACAAGGUGGGAUUGCCGAGACUAUGCGCGUAAAGCAUAUGAAAUUGGUGUUCGCUAUAUUGGAGGGUGCUGUGGGUUUGAGCCGUACCAUAUACGAGAGCUUGCUGAAGAGCUUGCUCCUGAAAGAGGAGGAAAGCGACCACCUGGAGCUGAUAAAAAUGGAGUUUGGGGUGAUAGCAUGGCAGAGUCCACUAUAAGUAAUCACACCCCCACAAGAAACAAUAAAGAAUACUGGCAGAGUGUGGUUCCAGCCUCAGGCCGCCCAGGUGGACGUUUGGUCAAUGAAAUUGUCAGCUAUGAGGGACAACUGAAAUAAGGAACCAGCACUUCAUAAUUACGUAUUUUAACUGGAAGAAGCUGAUAGAUCUAUAAAUCUUUGAAAGAAUUGUUAAAUGAGUUUAAAUCCUAGAGUGUAGGUCAAUGGUGUUUUUUAGAAAAAAAGCUUAUAAAAUGUUUAAGCAUUUGUGCUUUUCUUAUAUUUACUUACUUUUUCAAGAAUGUGCACAUUGUGAAAACCAUCACCUAUGUUUAUGUGUCAUGGGAAACUUUUCUAAAAGGCAUUGGCUGCCAACAGGCUUACUAGCUGACUGUUAGUGAUAGUGAAACAUGGGCAAUCAGCUUUGAAAUCAUCUAAGAUAUCAACAUAACUGCGAAGAAUUUGACCGUAUCACAUCUCAUGCUAACCAUGCAGGUUGUAGGGAGGGGCACACAUUAUUAUAACUGCUCUGAGUAUAAAAGAAACAAUAUACCAAAAUUAUUAAAUUAUUUAUCAACUCAACGUACUUCCAUCUUUGGAGUUCAACAGCCGUGUUGUUUCUUAGUGAAGGGUCAUCCCUAUCAGCAGUGCCUUUGUAUUGCAUGACGAGGCCGAUGAUGGUCCAAAGAUCUUUUUAAGAGCUAAAUAAGCAUGUAAACGCUCAACACUUUAAAACAAUUAAAAUAUUUUAUCAAAUGUAGUGAAGAUAAAUUCACAGUUAGAUCAUUUUGAUGUGCAAGUACUAGUACAUGUAGCAAUUAAAACAUUUAAAUGAGAUAGCACACAGUAAUAGAGUAUCAGUUAAAGAAGGCAAAAUCACAACAUUUUGGCGAAAGCAAAGUAUCCCUACUCUCAUUGACGAGAUGCCUUCUAUUUCCAUCCACAGUGCCUCUAAGCAUUUUGGACCACAGUGUGCUCAUCAAAUUUUAUUUGCAUAUGUACUCUGUUGCUUAUGAUCAAUAUAAAUCUGAGCGACAGUUUUUUAAUUUGAUUUUUUACCUCAGCAAAUCUUCGUAAAUAAAACAAACAUUUAAAUUGACUUACUAUAUCUAACUAUUUUACGUGCAAUAUACUGUAUAUUAAAAUGCACUCGUCCAAUACUGCCAUUAUAACAAAUAUGAAGCGAUUCUACAGAAAAGUAGAUGAUGUUUUACUGAUUGUAAUAUGAGGUUGUCUGUCAAUCGGCAAAUUUUCACUGCUGGGAGGUACUUUUUAAGUUACGCUGAAUUGACCACUUAUUUUUAUUAAUUUUAAUUUUUUUAUUAUUUUGGGUACAUCAUUUGCCUAAAUAUCAGUAAUUGAAAAAAAUAUCAAUCAAUAUGUUAAUAAAUUGCAUAAUAAAUCCCUUGGUCUCAUUUGUUUAGUUAUGAUAAAACCCGCAAGAGGUGAUAUAAGUUGUGCAGUGACGUCAUUGAAGGGCUAGCAUGGUAAUCUACGCUAAACCAAAAAGUUUUUAAAACGCUACUGUAAACCAUAACAGAAAUG